UUGUUGCUCUGGUCGUUGCUCUGGUCGUUUCUCUGGUCGUUGCUCUGGUUUCGGAGCAUUUCCAGUUUUCCAGCGGCGGUCCUGACGUGAGUCCAGAGACGUCUUUCAGGAGGACAAGGAGCGCUUAUGGAUUCAUUUAAACCAAAACAACCACGCAGUCGUUCCCAUGGAUGAAUGAGAAGAACAUCUGGUUCUCCGUCAGCGCUGGAGGUCCGUGAUGCCGGUCGCCAUACGCAAGAGGAGUUGGGCGGAGCCGGUGACUCAUGCUUCAGGACUGCAGUACAGCUACGAUGACCUGGACCUGGUCUGCCGCCACGGGGUGGACGGCGAGGGGGCGGGGUCUUCAAAACAAGGGCGGCGCACCAGGUGUGCCUCCAUGCCAGAGGGCUGCCGCCACCUGCCCUCACUGGACCGGACCCUGGAGGCUCGGACCCUUGAGGCUCAGACCCUUGAGGCUCAGACCCUUGAGGCUCGGACCCUUGAGGCUCAGACCCUUGAGGCUCGGACCCUUGAGGCUCAGACCCUUGAGGCUCAGACCCUGGAGGCUCGGACCCUGGAGGCUCGGACCCUUGAGGCUCAGACCCUUGAGGCUCAGACCCUUGAGGCUCAGACCCUUGAGGCUCAGGCCCUGGAGGCUCAGACCCUGGAGGCUCAGACCCUGGAGGUGUGUGAUAGUACUGCAUCAGGACAGCCGAAGCUACUGGCCAGUGGUGUGAAGGUUCAAGGCCCCAAUGAGCUGCUGGGUGGUAGUCCUGCCUCCAGGGCCUCUGGAUCGGAGCCUCUCCACAUCGCAGACACUGGGAAGUCUGCAGAACGUCUCUGUGACCCAAACCCUCGUGCAGCUGGGAGCAUUGGUCCUACGAAGGAGGCCCUCAAUGGAGGAAGCGGCGGUGAGAGUAGCCAGAGCCACAACAUCUGCCAUGGCGAUGAUGUCUUUAAGAGUCCACAUGUCUCACGUGAAGGGCAACAAUGCAUCUCUAUCUGGUCCAACAAUGGGCCUCCACUGUGCGGAUGGGCUGCUGCGCCGCCCGGCGACCUUCCACAGCGCCAGGAAACAAAGGAGAUUCACACAGAGGGUCACAGCAGAGCUCCUGGAGCCGCUCAGGCCGCACGAAACCGGUUCUCUGCCGCUGGACCGGAACCUCAAACUGACCUCUCGGAUCUCCAGGAGGACGAGAUUUCCACUUCUGGCCAUGCGAGUGUAACCACACCGGUCGGCUCGGUGGGCGCGAUGGAGAGCGGCGCUGCGAUGUCACCGGCUGACGGCUCCGUGGGGACAGCGGAGACUUCACUGGUGGAGGAAGACCAGGACAAAGGAGGAAGUGGAGAGGCUGCCGCCGAGCCGGAUGGAUCAAAUGAGCCAGAAACUCUCAAUGAAAACACAGGACUUCACUCGAGUGAGGCUCGAGGAGCCGAGCCGGACCGCCGGUCUCGUGGUUGUGAAAGACCCCACCGGGCAUUGUGGGAGCGGCGGAGUGAAGAGAUGACGGCGAUGCCGGAGCCUCAGGGGGAGGAAGGAGCCGGAGGCAGCCGGGAGGUCCGGUGUGAGCCAAUCGCAUCGGCCCAUGUGUGUCGCAACAGCAACAAGUCGGCUGUACGAAUGGAUCCUGGAUCCUCAGAAGACAUGACAACGAGCUGGUCUGCAGACCGGCGUGCGGAGCCGUCGACCUCCUUUAGUCGACCAAUAGAAAGCUCUGAUGUCGCGCCAUUGGCCGGUUGUGACCAUGAGACCACGAUGUUGGAUGCUAUCCCAGAAGUUAUCCCUGACGCCCCUGGACUGGAUCCUCAACAGCACACCCCAGAUGUUCCUCAUGUGGAUGUUGACCAUGCAGCAUCCCAACAGCAGACCGACAACCCGCCACCUGCAGAGGUCGCCCACGGGCUCCCUCCGGAGGGUCUCCAUGGCAACCGAGCCCACGGCGAGGCGCCCGGCCGCCAGGUGGCAGACGGUCAGAGGGAACGCCAGAGGCCGAGAGCCAGAAUGGAGGAGCCGGCUGCCCACAGGGGCCCACCAGGGGCCAGUCCGGCUGGAGGUCCAGUGGCCGGCGUGCGAAUGAGAAAGCGUGAGCAUGCUCGUCUGGACUCGAUGGUUUUGCUCCUGAUGAAGUUGGACCAGUUGGACCAGGAGAUCGAGAACGCCCUCAGCGCCUCGUCCGCCAUGGGCGGCACGCCGACCCCCCACCGGCGACCGCUGCAGCAGAGUGAUGGAGGUCCUGCUGCAGCACCACUACACCACCCACAUGGACCUCCAUCACUACACCACCCACAUGGACCUGCUGCAGCCCUUCGAGUGAGACCCAAGAGUGAGAGCUCGUCCAGCGGUCCGGAGGAACCAGCCGGUGAGUCCUCAGCCCACCUGCCUCACGCUCAGGGACUCGGAUCCAGACCUCCAGGCCCACGGCGCCACAGGGGUCAGACGUGUGGCUGCCUGGUCUGGUCUGGUUCUGGUGUCAUGUGAAGAGAUUCUGACGCCAGUUUCUGAUUGAUAAUCUUGUCCGGUGUUCACAACAUGGGACCAGAGAGGAGGGAGGGAGGGAGGGAGGAGGUUGAGGAGACACCAGAUGUCUCCUUGUCUCCUCCCCCCUGGCUCCUCCCCCCUGGCUCCUCCCUCUCCGUCAGCAGUCUGCUGGUGGAGCACGGGAUCAUCAGCCAACUCAGGAUGGGGGGGUCAUUAAACACCCCCCUGUGUCGUCGGCUGGUAAACAACCAGAGAGGU
Messenger RNA from Pseudoliparis swirei, 2716 nucleotides. RefSeq lists its product as uncharacterized. NCBI's taxonomy places the organism in Eukaryota, Metazoa, Chordata, Actinopteri, Perciformes, Liparidae. The transcript has 5 exons. The record is from RefSeq and is a predicted model, not a curated record. Bases 218 to 2458 code for a protein of 746 amino acids.